This is a messenger RNA of Polyodon spathula (Mississippi paddlefish), 3022 nucleotides long. RefSeq names its product spindle assembly abnormal protein 6 homolog. Gene Ontology annotation, biological process: centriole replication. The record is from RefSeq and is a predicted model, not a curated record. Lineage: Eukaryota; Metazoa; Chordata; Actinopteri; Acipenseriformes; Polyodontidae. Bases 148 to 2124 code for a protein of 658 amino acids. The transcript has 17 exons. Gene Ontology annotation, cellular component: centriole; centrosome.
GUUUCCGCCUUUACCGUAACGGCCGCCGCGGGAGAGAAGCGCCAAACUCAAAACAGAAAACCAGAAACAAAAUUUCAAAACUAAAGUAAACGGGAUACCAUAAAAUAACCAAUAUUUCACUCCUGAUAUCAAGAAUAUGAGCUUACCAUGACAGAAACCCUUUUCACCCAGAUACUGCAGGCCCAGGUCAGGUGUAAAGACUGUGAAGACAGGAGGGCCAAUAUUCGAGUCAGCAUUGAACUUCAGUCAACAUCAAAUCCAGUCCACAAAAAAGAUUUGGUAGUACGGAUAACAGAUGACAUAGAUCCGUAUUUUCUUUACAACCUUGUUAUAUCAGAAGAUGAUUUCCAAAGCUUAAAGGUCCAACAGGGUCUCCUUGUAGACUUUUCAGCAUUUCCACAAAAAUUCAUAGACCUUUUGCACCAAUGUAUCCAAGAGCAAGACAAAGAAAACCCAAGAUUUCUACUGCUUUUCCUUUCAUCAACACCAGUAUUAGACCACACUCCUGCCCAUUUAAACAUAGUAGAGACGAAUGCCUUCAAACACCUUACACACCUUUCACUCAAACUUCUGCACGGCACAGAUGUGGAAAUAAAGAAGUAUUUGGCAAUCUGUUUAGCGUGUGUAAAGGAUGAAAGAUUGUUGUUGGAACAGAAGCUUCAGAAAACAGAGGAAGAUCUCUGCAGGCAGUUAAGCUACACACAACAGACUCUGUCAGAAAAGAGCCGAGAACUUGACAGAUUGAGAUCUGAAUGGAUGUCCCAAACUACUGCCCUGUCAAACAAGCAUUCUCAGGAGCUAACUUCAGAGAGGGAAAGGGCACUUGAGGCCCAGACAAAAUAUCAGCAGCAGUCUGAGCAGCAGCGACGAGAGUUGGAAAGUCUGCAUCAGAAAAACAUAGUGCAACUACAGACCAGACUAGUCGAGCUGGAGGCAUGCAACAAAGAACUGACAGAACGGAAAUACAAAUCAGAAUCAAUCAUCCGGGACCACACGGCUAAACUUGUGGGCCUGGAAGAUGAGUCGCACAGAGCAAAGCAAGAGGUCCUGUCACUGCGCCGGGAAAACUCCACCCUGGAUUUGGAGUGCCAUGAAAAGGAAAAGCACAUCAAUCAGCUGCAAACUCGAGUGGCUGUACUAGAGCAAGAGAUCAAAGACAAAGAUCAGCUGCUGAUCAGAUCAAAAGAAGUAUUGGAUGCCACUCAGGAACAAAAGAUGACCAUCGAAGAAAAUGCAGAGAAAAGACAACUUCAUAUUGGAAAACUAGAGGCAACAGUUCAGUCUUUGUCGGAGGAGUUGAUUAAGGCAAAUGAAAUUAUUAAAAAACUACAAGGAGAUGUGAAGACUCUGGGAGGCAAACUAAAACUUAAGAAUUCAGUCACCAUUCAGCAAGAAAAACUGUUAUCUGAGAAAGAAGAAAAAUUGAAGAAGGAACAGAAAGAGCUGCAUGAUGUUCAGCAGGCUCUUCGACUGAAAAAAGAGGAGGCAUCAAAACUGCAAGAGCAACUGGAAGCUACUGUUCAAAAAUUAGAGGAAAGCAAACAGCUGCUUAAAACUAAUGAAAAUGUGAUCACAUGGCUUAACAAGCAACUUAAUGAAAACCAGGUAACGAGGAAGCAAGAAACAUUAGGAAUGUUUGAUACACCACCUGGUAUUUCUUCCAGUGGAGGUUUCAGAACUGGAACUUUAGAUCAGAAUAUGGUGUUUGAAAAUCGACCCCUUCAUUCUGCCUCGGGGACAAACUAUCCUGUUACCUCUACUUUAAAUUCAAAGCAUUCCUUCUUCCCACAGUCCUUUGCUGUUAGCACUGGCAACCGUCCAUCCUUAGCACUCCACAAUCAGGGCUGUGGACCAAAGGUCCAGUUUAAUCCUCUGAUGUCUAAACCCAGUGUGUCUCCUGACGACGUAAAACCAAGGGCUCCUACAGCACAAAAUGCACAUGCCUUAUCAAAUAAAGAAAAUGGUGAACCUUUUGGGCUGGAAUCAAAGUAUUUUCAAAAACGCGAGGACAGCAUUCCUCUGCGUGGAAUUGUACAAAACAAAGAACUCCAAGUGGGUGCUGCACAUCCAUCUUCUAAACCAGGACCCUAUUCUGCAGGAUCUGCCUACUUCCCUGGACAAUAGCCAGGAUUAUUAAAUGUUGCACUCAGUUCUUCCAACCUCCACCUGAACUUACUGUACAUUUUACAAAAAGCAACUGUAUAGUGAAUGACUUCAGUCAUUUUAAAACUAAUGUAAAAAGUGAUCCCAUAUAUGCACAUUGUACAUGUUAUUAACUAAUAUGUGUAUCCAUUUGGACCCAAUUUUUAACCUCAUAGUGUAAAAAAGUUGAACAAUAAGCCCAUUUCCUCCAAAAUACUUUUUUGGGAUGUUGUAUUUAUUUUUCAGAAGUUGUUUGCAUGUUCAAUUUUUACACUACAUCAGUGCUUAUUUAACCCUAAGGAAACAUAAAAUGAAAAUUAGGGCUUUUAAGACGUUCAUCAAAUUAAUUUAAUUUGGUGUGCUAAGGUUAUAGGAAUUGUGGGAUUUUCCUUUUCUAGUAAACUGUUUUCCAGUAUCUUAAUACUGUGCAUGUAUUUUAUACUCCUAAGGUAAUUUUAAAUACACCAUUGCACAUUAUUUUAUUUUAAUUUUCAUGCAGUUUCCAGAACUGCCUUUCACUAAGAUUUGUACAGAAUUUGCAUAUGAAUUUACAUUUUCUGUUCAUCCCGAGUUCAGAACAGUAUGUCCUUUCAUUCAAGAAAAUGCAGCUAAGUGUUUUAAGCUUAUGUCAUCUAGAUAAGGUUAGAAGACAAUGUCAAAUAUUUCUUUUUAUACAAAAGGGUUAAUGGGGUCCAGUGAUAUUUGCUGAAGAUGAAUAAACAAUUACAACAGAGUAUUUAACAGUAGAUACUGUAUCCGAUAGAAUGAUUAAAAAAGUAAACCUAACUAGUCCCAGACACGUUUUUCAUAAAUUCAUACCACUUGAAGAUUUAAAAAAGUGGAAAUUGAAUUUAAAUGCUACGAUUUAAAAAUCAAACUU